AUGGUCUCACACCCCUCCCGCCCAUCGCAUGCGCCCUCCAACUCGCGCUCGUCGCAGGCCUCGACCUCGUCCAACACACCCGGCGGCCACUCCAAGAAGUCGUCAUCCUCGUCCAACCACAACGGCCAGCCCCGCGAGCGCGAACAACGGCCGAGCAGAGAAGGGACAGCGCAAAAGGCAGCCCAAGAUGUGGCGGGCCUCAAGGACUUCCAGCUGGGCGACUGCCUGGGCAAAGGCGCAUUCGGCAGCGUCUACAGGGCACUCAACUGGGGCACGGGCGAGACGGUCGCCAUCAAGCAGGUCCGCCUCGAGAACCUGGGCGCCGCAGACCUCAAGAACAUGGAGAUGGAGAUUGACCUGCUCAAGAACCUGAACCAUCCGAAUAUCGUCAAAUACCACGGCUUCGUGAGGAGCUCCGAGAGUCUCUACAUCAUCCUGGAGUACUGCGAAAACGGAUCGCUCCACAGCAUCUGCAAGAACUUCGGAAAGUUCCCCGAAAACCUCGUCGCGCUGUACAUGUCGCAGGUCCUCCAUGGUCUGCUCUACCUCCACGAACAAGGUGUCAUACACAGGGAUAUCAAGGGUGCCAACAUCCUUACAACCAAGGAGGGCCUGGUCAAGCUCGCCGAUUUCGGUGUAGCCACCAAGCAGUCGGGCUUGGACCAGUCGAGCGUCGUGGGCACACCCUACUGGAUGGCUCCAGAGGUCAUCGAACUGUCGGGAGCUACUACGUCGUCAGACAUCUGGAGUUUGGGAUGCACGGUCAUCGAGCUGAUUGAAGGAAAGCCGCCCUACCACAAGCUGCAGCCCAUGCAGGCCCUGUUUAGAAUUGUCAACGAUGAGCAUCCACCGAUACCCGGCAGUGCCUCUCCGCUGCUGCGCGAGUUCCUCAUGGAGUGUUUCCAGAAGAAUCCCACGCUCCGCAUCUCCGCAAAGCGCCUCCUCAAGCACCCAUGGAUCCUCAGUGCCAAGCGUACUGUCCCUGCAGUACCCACAAAACCUACCGAAUACCAGGAAGCAGUCAAGUCCGUGCAGGAAUGGAACGAGGCAUUAAAGUCGCCCAGCUCCCUUCGCCGGAGUUCUCGUCUUGUGUCGGGAUUGCAGAAGGCGUCCCCUGCUGCCGCCAACGGUGCUGGUGCUUCAUCUCGUAAGAUUCCGGCCAACGUUAAUCUCAACAUCCCGAAGCACAGACCUACCGCAGAGUCAUUCCGCUCGCCGGAACUAGAGCAUGACGAUAACUGGGAUAAUGACUUUGCCGAAAGCAUAUCGCCUCGUGCCCUGCAGAUGCCACACCUUAAGCCACAGGACAACUUUGGCGGGCUCUUCUCGAGCGACAGGCUCAAGGCUUUCGCCAGCUUCGAGUCAGUCACGGAGAUGCCUGAGUUCGGGGACGGAGAAGCCACGGUGAAGAGCCCGAUGAACAUGGCACAAUUCCAAAGCUUUCCAAAAGCGUCAGGUCACAGAGCAGCCGAGAGAUCGAGAGGCGCCAAUGGUAGACCCAAGACGUCUGCUUCCUCCUCAAACACGUCUUCAAGAUCGAAUUCCAACGCUUCUACGUCAGAGUAUGAGGAUAGAUAUGAACAGCCAAGAACGGCAUUCCUACGAGGCACACCAAAGGCUGCGCAGUCCCCAAAGCCAAAGCCUAAAGCGCCAGCGCGGCCAAGUCAGCUCUUUCGUGAGGAUACUGUCGAAGACUACUCAGAUCUCAUGCCGGCUGACGAGGGUGCUUUUGAACGUAAACUGGCGUCUAUGCAAUACGCGCACCCACCAGCCACAGCAUCAAGACAAGUAGCAGUCACCAAUUCCAGCCCACCCUCUGACACUUUCUCUCCACGCUUAUUCCAUCCCAGCGACUUGAAAGCAGGACCCAAGUCAACACGCGAUCUCAAGUCAAAUGGCAACAUACAUCAAAGAUCGGCAAGCUCAACAUCCACGCGAGGAAAGCUACAACGAACGCAGUCGCAGAUUGAGAUUCAAAAGUAUGCCGAGAACGAAAGCGACGAUUUUUCUGAUGUCUUUGGUGAUAUCAAGAGUCAACUUGCUAAUCCUAGUCGAGCCGAGAGUGAUAGUGGUAGUGAGCACAGUAGUCUCGCUAUGAUCACAUCCAAGAUGGCCAACUCUUUCAUCAUAGCGGACGAAGAUGACCUCGAUCCAUUCGCGAACCUCGAUGAAGGUCUCGACAACAUCAAUCUAGAGAACAACGUCGCUCGAGAUCGGGACGAUCGGCUAACGAAGAUGACGGAAAGUCUAGUUGGCUGUUUGAAGACAAGUCAGCCCGACGAUGAACUGCUCGACAUUGCAGAUCAACUGCUACAGGUGCUACACGAGUCGCCAGACAAACGAUCGAUCAUACUGCGAAGCCAUGGCAUGUUGCCCAUCCUGGAGAUCCUUGGAACCCGGCCGCACAACGAAGUGGUACUACCUCUUCUCAAGAUCAUCAAUCUGAUUAUCUUGGAAGACUCCGAAUCGCAGGAGAGCCUAUCGUUCCUGGGCGGCAUUCCGACCAUCUGCUACUUUGCUUCCAAGAAGUUUCCCAGUGAUAUCCGGAAAGAAGCUGCAGCUUUCGUACGGCAAAUGUACCAAACAAGCACCCUGACUCUGCAGAUGUUUAUCGGAUGUGGUGGUAUCAAUGUGCUAGUUGAGUUCUUGGAGGAGGACAUCGACGCUGAGCGCGAUCUGGUACUGAUCGGUGUCAAUGGUGUCUUUGGCGUCUUCGAAUUGCAAGGACCGACGCCCAAGAACGACUUUUGUCGUAUCUUUUCGAGAUCAAGCGUACUAUAUCCUCUCAGUCUGGUGCUGAAUCGCAUGGUGGAGGAGGAUGGAGAGGUUGCACGCCUAAUUGUGGGCAGGAUCGUACAAAUCUUCCUUAUCUUCUCACAAGCAGAGAGCCAUGUCAAGGAUCUCGUGGCGGAUCGAAUGAUCUUGAAGCGUGUAUUGAAAGACCUUCGCAAGAUGUCACCACCACAUCAAAUCACUAUGCUUAAGUUUAUCAAGAACCUCAGUUCCCUUUCCUCGACCCACGAAGCCCUCCAGAACUCCAAUGCAAUCGACAUCCUUAUUGAACUACUCAAGUCAACUCGGCAAAAAGACGCCAUGAGCCGCAGCCUGCACCGAUCCGCUUCUGACCCAGCUCGACUACCUCCGUUCCACCGCGAGAUCUCAAACCAGAUCCUCAACACUAUGUACAAUUUGUGUCGGCACAACAAGAGCAGGCAGGAAGAGGCUGCGCUGUCAGACAUCAUACCUUUACUGAAGGAAGUUGUGCGCGAGGGCGGCCCGCUCAAGGAGUUUGCGUUGCCGGUGUUGCUUGAGAUGGUCAACUCGGGCAAGGUCGCACGGAAGAUGCUAUGGGAUGCGAAGGGCCUCGCAUUCUACGUAUCGCUACUUGGUGAUCGCAAUUGGGCUGUGACGGCCCUAGAUGCCAUAUUCGUAUGGCUUCAGGAAGAGACCGCGCGCGUUGAACAAUACCUCCUUUCUUCGCAAUCGAGCUUUACAGUUGCUAUCAUCUCUGCGUAUACCUCCGCCGACCUACCACACUCCACGUUUGAGAACAUGCUCGAACCAUUGCAGAAACUUGUUCGUCUAUCUCCACCGAUUGCUGCAUCUCUCGCCGUACCUGAGAUCUUCAGUCGCACAGAACAGAAGCUGGGGCACAAAGAUGCUGUGACGCGUCUCAACUUCCUCCGUAUCCUACGGACAAUUUGUGAUGCGAGGGACGAAGGCUGCUGGCUCGUACGCGCUUUUGGCUGCUAUGAUCGUAUCAGUUGGCUUAUGGAACACGAUUCUGCUGUAUUGGUGCGGCAGAUGGCCGAAGAGCUCGUCCGUGCAUGCGACGAAGUCGAACACUCAGGUAUCAACAAAGGAUCGAAUGGCAAGCGAAGCCUUAGUCGUGCUUCAGCUAUUGGCAUGAAUCUACGCCGUCCAGCUUCAUCCGCUGGUCGUCGAGACGGUUCCGGCUCUAGCACCGGCUCUACACUGGUAGGCAGUGGCAUGGGGCUGACACCGCCUACACCUAACUCUCUUAAAUCUACGUUUAUGCUUCCACCCAUGGCCAGCACGCCAACGGGACGCGGUGGCAUCACGAGGUCGCAGUCGUCAACAGCAAUGUGGGAUCUCGCUGAAGAUCCCUCCGCUGUUCCUCCUUCAUCCGGCCGCUCAAAACCACCAGCUCUAGCACGCAGCUCAACCUCUUUUGCAGCCUUGCAAUCCAACAACAACACACCAACUGGCCCCCGCACAUCUUCACGUCCACCAUCUCGCGAUGCAGCAACAAGCCUCGCGCGCAUAGAAGCGAAUAACGCCAACUCAAAGUCGUCUUCACGUCUUCCCAAAGCCCGGGCAGGCCGUCUUGGUGAGGCGGUCAUGCGACGACGCCAAAGUACUGUUGGUGGCGAAAAUGAUGCACCGGGAAGUGCUACUCCCACUCCAACUCCCACCCCCACGACGACCAAUGCGCCGCCGCUUCCACGGCUACAAAUUGUGAGAAGGAGAAGAGAGACUAGCGGAGGUGAGAUGAGUACAGCAGCGAGGAAGGGUGUCGCGCCGGAUUAG
Alternaria burnsii is the source of this 4551-nucleotide messenger RNA. RefSeq names its product ste ste11 cdc15 protein kinase. NCBI's taxonomy places the organism in Eukaryota, Fungi, Ascomycota, Dothideomycetes, Pleosporales, Pleosporaceae. The transcript is spliced from 5 exons. Gene Ontology annotation, cellular component: cytoplasm. Gene Ontology annotation, biological process: protein phosphorylation. The record is from RefSeq and is a predicted model, not a curated record. Gene Ontology annotation, molecular function: ATP binding; protein serine/threonine kinase activity. The coding region runs from base 1 to 4551 and encodes 1516 amino acids.